AUGGAAAGGCUCAACUCGAAGCUGUACUUGGAGAACUGCUACAUAAUGCAAGAGAACGAGAAGCUAAGGAAGAAGGCCCAUCUUCUCAACCAAGAGAACCAGGCUCUCCUCUCCGAACUCAAGCAGAAGGUUUCCGAGACAAAGCCCAGCAGCAGCGGCACCAGCUCAAAGCCCAGUGGGGGCUCGGACUCUAUUCCGGACCUCAAUCUUGGCCCAAAUGGGUCGGGCAAGCCCUGA
Molecule: messenger RNA, 237 nt
Organism: Thlaspi arvense
Lineage: Eukaryota; Viridiplantae; Streptophyta; Magnoliopsida; Brassicales; Brassicaceae
Source: the annotation of a GenBank genome assembly